Messenger RNA from Salarias fasciatus (jewelled blenny), 2292 nucleotides. It is a transcript of the gene cntfr, whose product is annotated as ciliary neurotrophic factor receptor. Gene Ontology annotation, cellular component: membrane. Lineage: Eukaryota; Metazoa; Chordata; Actinopteri; Blenniiformes; Blenniidae. Gene Ontology annotation, molecular function: protein binding; cytokine receptor activity. The transcript has 11 exons. The record is from RefSeq and is a predicted model, not a curated record. The coding region runs from base 308 to 1390 and encodes 360 amino acids.
AGAGCACUGCGAGACGCAGAGACAGACGCACACGUUGGCUCUCUCUCUCUCUCUCUCCCUCUCUCUAUCCGUCCUUCUCUUCACGCACACACACGCACACGCACGCACACACAUGCUCCUGCACGGCAACUUUCCUCUAUCGGACUGACACAUCGCACAGCAGCUGGGAUAGACACACUCUCACCUUUUGCUACACUGGAGAAGAAGAUAAGGAGUGACAGAUCAGGACAAACAUACUGACAAAAAGAGAAGCUCCCAGUGAGUAGGGUGAAGAGGAAGACUGUGCUGACGUGUUGCCUUGUCCAAGAUGGCAAACCUUGUGACAUCGCUGUGCUGUGUAGUUCUGGCCGCGGUGGUGGUAGCCUACGCUCAGAGGCGCAGUCAGCUCGUUGCCAGGAACCAGUACGAGCGGAUGGGCAGCGACGUCACCAUGCAGUGCGGCUCCCUGGGUAACGACGCGUCCGUGUCGUGGAAGGUGAACGGCACAGACGUGAAGGCCCAGCACCGUCUGGAAGGGCCCCGGCUGAUCCUGACAGAGGUGAACCUGGGCCACAACGGCCUCUACAGCUGCUUCCAGAACCCCCACGGAGAGAGGCGCGACACCAUCUUCCUCCACAUCGGCAUUCCUCCUCGGGAGCCGUCGGUCACCUGCCGGUCCAACACGUACCCCAAAGGCUUCUACUGCAGCUGGCACCAGCUGCACCCCACGUACAUCCCCACCACCUUCGAAGUGGACGUACAACAUAACCAGCGUUCACUGGAGGUGCAGAAAGACGCGGUCCAUAAGAACCGCUGUCACGUACGGUUUCCUGAAGUCUUCUCCAUCUUCCCCUACAAAGUCAACGUGACCGCAGUCAAUGCCCUGGGGAACGCCUAUUUGACUAUCUCCUUCGAAGAGUCCACUAUAGUCAAACCGGACCCCCCAGAGCGAGUGACCGCCACGCCGAUCCGCUCCAGCCCUCGGAGGCUGGAGGUGUCCUGGCACAGCCCGGCCACCUGGCCCGACAUCGACAACUUCCCCCUGAAGUACUUCCUCCGGUACCGGCCGCUCAUCCGGGAGCAGUGGCAGCACGUGGAGCUGUCCGACAGCACUUCUCACACCAUCACUGAUGCCUAUGCUGGGAAGGAGUACAUCAUUCAGGUGGCGGCCAAGGACACAGAGAUUGGAACAUGGAGCGACUGGAGCGUUGCUGUUCAUGCCACGCCUUGGAUCGAGGAUCCUGUGCCCAUCGCCUCCACGACUGAGGGGAUCUUUUCCACCGAGACAAAGACCUCCCCGAUACCGUCCUCCAACGCACCACAGAAGGCUGAGCCACCAGUGGGCAGAGCUGCCAGGGUCCUCACAUUCUUCUCCCCUCUGCUGUUAGGAAUGCUGCUGCUGUUCAUGUGAUCGAAAUGUCUUAAUCCUGAAGGGUGCGAGGAUUCGGAGGGAGAUGACGAGGAGGAGGCUGGUGUUUUUUCUAUUUUGCACAUGUUUCGAGGAUACAGUGCAUUGUCCCAUCACGCAGUUACUCACCAAAAUUACUUAGACAUGAAAUCAGACGAUGAUAAUGCGACUCGGCAUUUUUUGAUUAAUGGUGACAAAGGAAAUUCUUCAGAGGAACUUUUGGAAGGGACAUCUUCCUCAUCAUCGUCAACAACAACAACAACAACAGUGGCAGGAGCAACAACAACCACAGCAGCAGUCUUGGAUUGCCCCCUGGUGGCUGUGACGUGUCACAGCAGACUGAAUUUCUCAGUUCACUUUGGGAAGCUCCUCUUCAGAGCAAAGAAAAUCAAGUCCUCAAUCAACAACAACAACAACAACACCCCUUUGUUACCUUUUGUGCUCUUUGUUUCUCAUUAAUUGAUAGUCUUUCUUUUUGCUUUCUUUUAAAAAUGUCAGUGCUGCACAGACAAACACACAAACAUGUAGAGCUGGUGUGUUUGUAUGUGCGGCUGUAGCAGUGCCCCCCACCCCCCUUAUAUACAGCUUAAUCAUCAUGCCAAAGACUCAACUACACCCGCCCGCCCGCCCGGCCGCUCUCCCACCUCCCUCUUAACAAAGUGGUUCCCCAAACGAUUCAUUGAGCUUCCUGAAGCCUGUGCCUGUCUCCGUUGUGGGUUCAAUUCCACCCCACCCCCUGCCAGAAAGGUGCGUGUGUGUGUGUGAGAGAGUAUGUGUGUGUGUGUGUGUGUGUGUGUGUGUGUGUGUGCACACAUGAAUCAAAUCUCGGGACAAAUUGGAGGAACCCUGCAGCUCCUUGUUUGUGCAAAACCCGCCAUUUGAUAAAGAAGCCACAGAAAAGAAAA